Penicillium bovifimosum is the source of this 1551-nucleotide messenger RNA. It is a transcript of the gene nscR, whose product is annotated as Zn(II)2Cys6 domain-containing transcription factor nscR. NCBI's taxonomy places the organism in Eukaryota, Fungi, Ascomycota, Eurotiomycetes, Eurotiales, Aspergillaceae. Gene Ontology annotation, molecular function: DNA binding; zinc ion binding. Gene Ontology annotation, biological process: DNA-templated transcription. The coding region runs from base 1 to 1551 and encodes 516 amino acids. The transcript has 2 exons. The record is from RefSeq and is a predicted model, not a curated record.
AUGUACGACCCCCGGAUAACAAAUGGCUUGGAGCUGCUUUUCAGUCAGGCAAGCGAAGGAGGUUUAGAGACAGACUCAUUGCAGCGCAAAGAGACGGUAAGCAACGGCUUCAGCGCUCUCAGCCUUUUGGGCAUUGGUAAUACGUUGACCCCCAGCUUCAUGUCACUGCCUCGUGACAGGCUUGGCGCAAGCAAGUUAUGCAGGGUGUACCUCCAAAACGUGGAUCCAAUAAUCAAAAUCCUUCACCGGCCAAGCCUCAGCAAAUGGAUGCUGGACGGGGCAUCAACGUAUCUGGGCACAUCCGAGGAUAACAACUCGGUGAGAGCGCUGGCGUCUGCUGUUUGUUAUGUUGCAGCCAACACCAUGACAGAAGCACAGUGCCAGGCCACAUUCCAACAAAACAAGUCUAGCAUCACGACUGUGUAUCGCAGAAUGUGCGAAAGCGCCUUUGAGAAGGCCGGCUUGCUAACGACGAGGGAUAUGACCGUCCUUCAAGCCUUCAUUUUGUAUCUUAUUGCUAGACGAUCCGAAGACAAAGACACCGCUGUCUGGGCACUCAUUGCCCUAGCCGUUAGACUCGCGAGAGCCAUGGGGCUGAAUCAAGAAAAUGAACAGGCCUGUGCUCGGGAGUCUUUCUUUCAACAGCAGAUGCGACUGCGGUUGUGGCUCACUGUUUGCCUUGUCGAUCUCCAGACAUCGUUUUCGCAAGCAUCCGAGCCACUUAUCACCCACAGCGGCGCGGCAUGUGCAAUUCCAAAUGUGGCACAUAUCAAUGACUCUGAUUUCGAUAUGGAUACGGAGCACCCAGUCGCUCCACAGGAGCAGCUCAUGGACACAACGUUUGCUCUUGUGACAUAUCACGUACAAGUAGCCGGUCGAGUCCUCAACUUUGGCUCACCCGAGUGCAGCACUGCCGCAGAAAGACAUAAACUGGCUCGAGAAGUCCAACAGCAAGUGUUCACCUUGCUGCACUACUGUGAUCCCGAGUCCUCUCCCUAUGCCUGGUUCACCUGGCAUAGUACACAAUCAAUUGUAUCGGCGAUCCGUCUCUCAGAGCUGCUACCAUUCCGAUGUAGCCAACCAGGCAGCUGUGCCUCAGUGUUUUCACCGCGAGUAGAAGGAGAUACAAUUCUGUUGCGAUUGGCACUGCGAAAUCUCGAAAAAGCACAGCUGCUCUGCACCGAUCCUCGUGGGAGCGGUUUUCGCUGGUAUAUCACCACACCAUACCUCGCACUUUCAACGGCAAUUUCAGAGUGUAGUACCUGCAGUGAUGUGGAAACCGUUCGGCGGGCGUGGCCAGUUAUUGAAGCUUCAUAUAGACAGCACGACGAGUUUCCGAUUUCGCAUGAUUGCCAAUCAGCGCAAGCACACCUGGUGCAAAUGAUGAACGAGACUCGGGAGAAACUGUCGUCAUUACUUCAGGAGAGUGGUACUGGAUUCAAUGUAGGCCAGGCAGUCGAGAUUCCUGCUACUGACUCAUUGGUACCCUUGGUUUCUGCGGGGAACAACCCAAUUGAUCCCCUAUUAAGUGAUCCAAGGUUUGCUUCAUAA